Triplophysa rosa is the source of this 1878-nucleotide messenger RNA. It is a transcript of the gene aup1, whose product is annotated as AUP1 lipid droplet regulating VLDL assembly factor. Gene Ontology annotation, molecular function: ubiquitin binding; acyltransferase activity. The record is from RefSeq and is a predicted model, not a curated record. Gene Ontology annotation, cellular component: membrane. The transcript is spliced from 12 exons. Lineage: Eukaryota; Metazoa; Chordata; Actinopteri; Cypriniformes; Nemacheilidae. Bases 150 to 1433 code for a protein of 427 amino acids.
CUUUAUCUAGAAACAUCAGCAGCGUCUCAACAUGGCGGCUAACAGCACAGGCGAAUAACGGGCUAGCGUCUUUUCCCUCACACCUUUCGUUAAAGCCUCAGGAAUAGUAUGCAGCAGCCGUUGAACAUAUCACAUAAAGAGUUUGAAUAAUGGAAUCGCGUGGAAUUGAGCAGAUGUUCGACUUCCAGCGGUUACCGAAUGAUGGCUUCAUACUGCUGCUGUUGUUGCUGUACUCCCCUAUCGGCCUGUGUUUGAUGCUCCUAAGAAUAUUUAUUGGCGUCCAUGUAUUUCUAGUGAGUUGCGCUCUUCCUGACAGUCUUGUCAGAAGGUUCAUUGUAAGAAUAAUGUGCUCAGUUCUGGGCCUGCACGUCCGGCAGAACAGCCCUCGGUUACGAGACAAAACCGCACGGCUGUACGUCUGCAAUCACGUUACACACUUCGACCACAAUAUUAUCAAUCUACUGACCUCUUGUAACACGCCGCUCCUGGAGGGCCCUGUGGGGUUCCUGUGCUGGGCGAGGGGUUUCAUGGAGCUGGGUCAGGGGAUUGGGAGCAGGACGGAGCUGACGGAGACCCUCCGCCGGUACUGCUCGUCUCCUGGAGCUUUACCUCUCCUGCUCUUUCCAGAGGAGGACACCACCAAUGGUCGGGCCGGUCUCCUGAAGUUCAGCUCAUGGCCAUUCUCUGUGUCUGACUCCAUCCAGCCUGUGGCAUUGCUGGUCAAGAGGCCUUUCAUAGCUCUGAACAUACCAGAAUCGUCAUGGCUGAUGGAGCUGUUGUGGUCCUUUUUUGUACCGUUCACAGUGUACCAUGUAAGAUGGCUUCCUCCAAUAACUAGAGAGAAUGGUGAAUCUCAUCAAGAAUUUGCCAGUAAAGUCCAGGAGCUUCUGGCGACUGAGCUGGGCGUGAUCUCAACACAGAUCACUAAAGCAGACAAAGCCGAACACAUCAAAAGGAGAAGACACGUCGUCCCUCAGACUGCACACUCAAGUAAGCACGGAUUCGAUGAUUUGGGUGCCAGACCCCGCACCGUGGCUCAAGGUUUCCUGGGCACAAAUACAGGGCCCGAGGAUUCACGAGUUACCCGAAUGGCACAGCAGGUGAAGGAGGUCCUGCCUGACGUCCCCAUCUCUGUUAUAACCAGAGACCUGUUGCAAACAAACUGUGUGGAUACAACCAUAACCAACCUGCUGGAGCAUACAGAACAGUUUCACUCUGAGGCUGCUGCGGGCAGAGCAUCACGUCCAGCCAAACUGACAACACCCUCAAUCCCAUCAGCCUCAACACCCACUCCAGAGCCAACUGACCAAUAUUUUGGGAAAACACCAGUAGAUAGACACAUGUCUUUACAGGAGAGAAAAGAAGCCUUAUAUGAAUAUGCAAGAAGACGUUACAUUGAAAAGCAUGGACUGAACAAAGACGAUGAUCUAUGACUGUGGACAAACACACCUGAGGAUUUGUUUAAGAGAGACAGCUGCUUAACACGAAAACCACAGACAAAGAGAAGAAUUUAUAGCAUUGACUAUAGAACGAAACAACAUGUGUUCACCAAACAUGCCGAGAGAAGACUCAAUGAAAGACUGGAUUUUUUCCUUUCUAGUUUUUUUCCCCUUUGUAAACCCUCUUGCAUGGCAAUCAUGCAUGUCUUCUUAUUUCUCGCUGCAACAGAAAACAAUUAUUUUGGUAAACAAUUUGUAUUAAGACCCAGUGACCUUGGCACACUUCAUAUUAUUUUUUAUAAGGUCCAGGGGUACCGAAAAGGGUUUCGGAAAUAUAUGGCAGUGAGCUAAAAUACAUCUUGAGGUUCAAUUUGUUGUAAGGAUACGUGUUGGUUGCAAUAUCAGCUUUUAAAGACAUUAAAAAUCAUAUUGAAAUGCA